UGUCAGUUGUCAGGCACUGGAAUCUGGGAAAACAGGCUAAAAUACAGAAUACUUUAUAAGAAACAAGAUUAUUAAAUGAAAAUCUGUAACAAAAACAUUUAACAAUGUUCAAAUCAUUUAUUCAAGCAGAAGUAACGCUAUGCCGUAGAAUUUUUGUAAGAGGUCUUAACACUAGAUCGCCAUGGGACAUUGUCACGGGAGUUUGUGUAGAGAGACUGCCAGUGGUGACACCACCACUGAAUGAGAUGCAAAAAAAGUUUAUGGCUCUUCAAAGUACCUUGGAAAUUGAGAAGAGUAUGAAGUCAGACCACGAAAUUCGACAUGAAAGCGAUAAAAUUCAGGCUGAACUUCUAAAAAAGGAGUCUGCUGAUGUGGAUGUGGAUGCAGUGAGUAAAAUUACUGCUCAAGACUUUGAGGAUGCUGCUACUGAAGAGCUGGCUCAGUUCAAAUUUGCUAGUAUAGAAACAGAUGCUGACAAAAAAGUUGAUAAAACAUCAACGGAAAGAUGUCUCCAAAGACACGUGGUGUUAGUGACACCCGUUAAGGUGGGAUCUGAUAUCAAAACAUUACUACCUCAAGGAUUAUGGCAAGAAGGAGAAACAUUAAGACAGACUGCUGAAAGAAUAGUAAAGGAGCAGUGUGGUUCUGAAAUAAAUGUACAGUUCCUGUCAAAUGCACCAUGUGGCUUUUAUAAGUACAAAUAUCCCUCUGAAGUCAAUGGGAAAAUAGGUGCUAAAGUAUUCUUCUAUUACGCUAAUUAUAAAAGUGGGAAACUAAACAAGACUAAAGGCAACUGGCUAACUCGCAAUGAACUUGAAGAUAUAUUGCCAGACAGAUAUAGCAAGUCUGUCAAAGAGUUUCUAAUAGAAGAAACAUAUUGAUAGUUUGUACAUAGAAUAGAAGUUUUGUAGUCAUAAUAAAAUAUGUUUUUAAUGUUUA
Molecule: messenger RNA, 939 nt
Organism: Spodoptera exigua (beet armyworm)
Lineage: Eukaryota; Metazoa; Arthropoda; Insecta; Lepidoptera; Noctuidae
Source: the annotation of a GenBank genome assembly